This is a messenger RNA of Linum tenue, 964 nucleotides long. The record is from the annotation of a GenBank genome assembly. Lineage: Eukaryota; Viridiplantae; Streptophyta; Magnoliopsida; Malpighiales; Linaceae.
CUCCGAUCAACAAUUACUUUGUACGUACUACUAAUCAAACAUAACCAUCUCCACUCCCCAAUCUUCAAUCUUCAAAAUAGUGAUGCAAAUCAAAUCCAUCGUGAGAAGAUGAUGAUGAUGUCAGCAUCGAGAUUGAAUAAUUCAACCUUCUCCAGGUUCCUCCGGCCGGCCGCCGGAGCUGGCCGGCUGAGGGUUCCUCCGAUCACUCCCUCCUCUCCUUCCCCUUCUUACUAUUAUUCUUCUAAAUACAAAAUGGACAAAGACACGAAGGAAACGAUCACCAAGGUGAAAGAGGCAGCUGAGACGGUUAAAGAAGGAGUGAAUGAUGUGAAGAAGACCACCAAAAUUGUGCGCAAUAUUGCCUCUUCUACUGCUGACACGGUGAAGAAACUGGCAAAAGACGCCACAGACAAAGUAUCAAACUCGGCGAUCCAGGCCACCACCGAAAUUGUUAAGGACAAAGUUAAGGGCAAAUUUGAUUGAGUGGUUAUGAGUUUCCAUCUCAAUCAAACGCAAAAGUAUACGCUUACAAGUCAUGACCAUGGAAUUAUUUGUACAUUUUGUUCAUUGAAGGAUUAGUUGUGUUUUAAUCUUUACUUGUAGAUGGUCAAACCCUAGUUGAUCAUGUAAAGGGUUUCAACCAUAUGAGCAAAAUGUAGCGUAAGGUUAUUUACAUCAUCUUUCUUCCAAUGCUUAAGAUCCACUUAAACAUGAUGCAGCUGAAAGCCCCUACUUAAACCCUAACUUGUCCCCCGUCCACCCAGAAUGUCCAGGGACUGCUACUGUGAUGUAUUGGGCCUUGGGCCUUCGGGAUUUGAGCAGACAGCAGAGCCCACAUCACAUGCAAGUGGCACCAAAUUCCAAAGAAAAUCAGAGCCCACUACUGCUGAACUUGUGGUCUGUGGGCCUGUAGCUUGCACCUCUCAUAUUCCUUUCCUUCCCAUACUCCACCGGCCUUUUUUCU